This is a messenger RNA of Apis laboriosa (Himalayan honeybee), 797 nucleotides long. RefSeq names its product 39S ribosomal protein L30, mitochondrial (gene mRpL30). The record is from RefSeq and is a predicted model, not a curated record. The coding region runs from base 226 to 762 and encodes 178 amino acids. Gene Ontology annotation, biological process: translation. The transcript has 3 exons. NCBI's taxonomy places the organism in Eukaryota, Metazoa, Arthropoda, Insecta, Hymenoptera, Apidae. Gene Ontology annotation, cellular component: large ribosomal subunit; mitochondrion. Gene Ontology annotation, molecular function: structural constituent of ribosome.
AAAAGUAGGAUAAAAUAUCGUGAAUAAAAGUACAUUGAUAAAUUUUAAUACUAAAUAUUUGUUAUUGUGCAAAUAUUUCAAUUUUAACAACAAAUUCUAAUUAAUAAUUAUAAUUUUAUAUUAUAUUAAUAGUAAUAAUUGUCGUUGUGCGAUCAUUGUGACAACAAACCGUAUUUACUUAACAUAACCUAAUAUAUAUACAUUAAAUUAUUAAAUUUAUAAAAAAUGACAAGUCGUUUAAAUGUUUUGCUAACAUUUGUACGUGGUCAUCGAACUUUUCCAAAAGCAUGGAAUAAAGAUGUUGUCAAAUAUGGUUUAGUAAAAUAUCUUCCACGUAAAAAGGAUCAUGUAGAUCCUCCAUUUACACCAUCAAAAAUUUUAAUGGUUCAUAGAGUAAAACCUUUUAAAGGCAAUCCUUAUUGGGAAAAAAACACACUCAAAGUUUUAGGAUUCAAUGAAAAUGAAAAAAAAAGAUAUCCAAUAUUUGUAAAGAAUACACCUGAAAUGUGUAAUUUGCUUUGGUCAGUAAAACAUUUAAUAAAAAUUGUUCCAGUAAAAUUACCAAAGAAUCUACCAAAUACUAUCGAUGAUUUUAGAGAAUAUUACAUACAUGAUAAUGGGACGAUUCAUUUUGGUGGAAAAAUUAAUCCUGAACGUUAUCAGGCUACAAUGGAUCAUCAAAAUUCUGUAAAAGUAUUAAAAUCUGCUACUAUUAAAGAAAAACUUAAACUUUUGUGGUUAAAUGGAAGUCUUAUAAUGUAAAAAAUAUUAGAAAUAUAUUAUAAAUAUAUAUGAAA